This is a messenger RNA of Homarus americanus (American lobster), 1610 nucleotides long. RefSeq names its product carbohydrate sulfotransferase 11-like. The record is from RefSeq and is a predicted model, not a curated record. Gene Ontology annotation, biological process: carbohydrate biosynthetic process. Gene Ontology annotation, molecular function: sulfotransferase activity. Gene Ontology annotation, cellular component: membrane. Bases 424 to 1467 code for a protein of 347 amino acids. The transcript is spliced from 8 exons. NCBI's taxonomy places the organism in Eukaryota, Metazoa, Arthropoda, Malacostraca, Decapoda, Nephropidae.
AACAUGAUUUCAUAUUUAGCUGGAAGACUUUAAGGUUUUCCCCUAACAGCUGAUGUUUGUUUACAGUGUGACGAAGGCAACUUAACAGCUGAUCUUUGUUGACAUUAUUGUGACGAUGGAAGAAUAAAGACCACCCCACAUGAGGCCGAAUAAACCCAAGGGGAAAUUACCUGAUCGCAGAGAGAGUGAGAGAAAACCUGCAGGAUGACGUGGGUCUUGUGAUUACCUACGACGAGGGGGCAGAGACGUGUGCUCAGACGCAGGCGGAGGGAAGGACGUGGGCGAAACAGGAGCAAGAGGAAACGCAGGACGUGUGGAAAAGAAAGGAAAGGACGUUUAUAUAUAUAUAUAGCCAUAAGACGUGUGAAAGGAAGAGGAGGAAGACGUGUUUCAGGACGUGGUAACAGGACGUGAGGAAACAAGAUGCCAAGACCAUCAUACGCCAGGGCAAGGGCCAAGCGUUACCCGCCGACCAAGUGGGGAAAAGUAACGUUAUGGGCCUUUAUCCUGCUGGCUGUAUCUACUUUCACCAUUAUCACCACCUCAGGUAUCGACUACCAGAGGAUCAGUGGCCUAAACUGGAUACUAAAUCAAGAUAAAUCCCAGAGUGAAAACGUACAGUUCCAGCAGGACUACCCGGCCAACAUGGAGUGGGAGGAGGUGCAGCAGAGGCGGGUCCAGCACAUGCUUCACGCCUGCUCCUCCCUCAACCUCAACCAGACGCUCGACUACAUGGUCCUUAAACACCUACUGGUCGACACGAGACAUAAGACCCUCAUGUGCUUCGUCCCCAAGGUGGCGUGCACGUCGUGGAAGAGGCUGUGGUUCUGGAUGGUGGGCCUUCUACAGGAUGACGACGACAUCAUGGACCUGACAAGAGCUCAAGUCCACGGGCCUCUCCUCCCUAACUUGGCCAACACCAUGUUUCCAGAAGCUAAGAAAGAGGAGAUACUGAGAACAUACAAGAAAUUCCUGUUCACACGUCACCCGCUGGACAGACUCAUCUCAGCCUUCAGUGACAAGCUGGAGAACUCAGACAGAGAGAGCAAGUUCGACUUUCAUAAAUACGUGGGCCAGGAGGUGGAGAUGAUGGUGAGAGGCAAGGUGACAGGUCUAGGACACAACGUGACCUUCCCGGAGUUCAUUAAAUGGGUGACGCCCCCCAACGGCACAUGGACGGAGGCUCAGAAGAACGAGCAUUGGAGACCCAUAUCAGAGUUGUGUGCCCCCUGUACCGUCCAGUACAACGCAGUGGGGAGGUACGAGAACCUGGAGCAGGAGAUGAACGCCACCUUACACUGGCUGGAUGUGGGCCACUACGCCAGGAGGUUCCCGCCUCCUGACCGAACCUUCCACGCCGCCGAGCGACGCCACCAAUACUUGCAACACCUCGCUUCCGACGACAAGCUACGCUUCCUCAGGACAUAUCUCCUCGACUUUUUGCUCUUUGGAUACGACAUGCCUUAAUCCUUAACGUGAUCUUCUUACAAUUCCCUAUGCAUAAAUAUUACUUGAUCGUCUUUGUCAUAACUUGAUCGUCUUUGUCAUAACUUGAUCGUCUUUUGUUGCAUUUUGUCAUACUUGACCGUCCUAUCUUUUCUAAUAUAUAU